AUGCAGGCUUAUAAAUUCUAUGUUAUUAUACUUAAUAGAUCCGGUUCGAUGGAGGGUGGACCUAUAAAAAAAGCAUCUGAAGCACUCCAAUUAUUGCUUCGUUCAUUACCUGAGGAUUGUUUUUUUAAUGUGUUAUCAUUUGGUUCUCAUUUUGAUUCCCUAUUUAAAAAAAGUCAACCUUAUUCUGAAGAUUCUUUUUUAAGAGCUUUCAAACAUGCUCAAGAAAUGACUGCAAAUUAUGGUGGAACCGAAAUUUAUAGUCCUAUAGAAUGGGUCCUUAAGAAUUCAAGAAAUGAUAUGCCAACUUCUGUUUUCCUUCUUACUGAUGGUAAAGUUAAUAAUGUUGAUCAAAUUGCAAAACUUAUCAAAUCUAGCGAAAAAAAGAAAAAGGAUGAUUUAAGGUUCUUUUCAAUUGGAAUCGGUGAUUCAGUUUGUCAUAAUUUAGUUGAAUCUGUUUCCCGUGCUGGUAAAGGAUAUGCGCAAUUUGUUACGAAUAAUGAACGAAUGGACAAAAAAAUUCUCGGAAUGCUAAAAAAUGCCAUAAAACCUCCUAUUAAGGAUUACCAUAUUACUUGGACUAAUCAAACUUUUGAAAAUGUUUUGUCAAAGAAAGCUAAGUCAGUUAAGAUGGACAAACCAACAAUUAGCUUCUUUAGUGAUAAUUCUGAACCACCACCAGUUGCUCAAAACAUCUUUACUGCUAUCAAAGUUCAACAAGCACCAUUUUUAAUUCCACCAAUUUAUCCUGGUGCCCGAUUCAUAGUUUAUUGUAUUUUAGAAAAAGAUGUUGAAGCUUGUAAAGAAAUUAUAUUGAGUGCAAAGUCUCAUGAUGGUCCAAUGAAACUCUCUAUCCCAAUAGAUCCAGUAAUUUUACAAGGAUCAAAAUUGCAUACACUUGCUGCUAGAAAGCUUAUUCAGGAUCUUGAUGAUCGUACUUCAUUUAUUCAUAAGCACCCAAAGAAUAGUGGGAAGCAAAUACCUGUUUCAUUUAUUCGUGAGCAAAUUGUGAAAUUAGGUGCUAAAACUUCAAUGUAUAGCACAAGAUCAUUAGAAAGUCAUGAAAGUUUUAAAUUUGCAGGUAAGACGAAUGUUCAUGAUAAUAUUCCUCCUGUACAAACAUUAUCUUUAACAAUAACCGAUGAACAAAAAUCAACAUUAUCAACAAAAGAUGAUAAUGUUCCAUUUCGAGAAAAAGAGAUAAAACUAAUAACCGGCAAACAGCAGACUGAUAAGAUAGUCCGACGACAGGUUGGAAAAGUUUGUUGUAAAGAUUCAAAUAUGGUUCCUGCUCCUUCUCAAUUAGCCUGUCUUACUCUGCCACCUUUUAAUAUUAAUAAAUUACCUUCAAAUGCUAACAUACCUAAACAUUCCAAUCCUAAUAUUAAAUCAAAAACUCCCACUGCUCCUUCCAGAAUGGUAAUAACUCCACCACCAAAAUUUUCUAAACCAACACUGAUACAGUCAAAACCUGCCAAAACUGAAGAAUCUUCUGAACGAUUAGCAUAUCAUCAUUCUGCGUUAAAUCACCGCAGAGAAACGAAAGCAAAGCGAUGUAAUCCAAAUGCUGUCUCAAAAACAAAUUGCACAUCUUUAUAUAACGAACCCGUUGUAACUGCAUUUGAAGCCACUUCUGAGAAAAUGAACCCUUCAACAAUCGUAACACUUUAUAAUUUUCUUGAAUUCCAAUCAUUUGAUGAUUUUGAAAAUAUUGGAAUUGAGAAUGAGAAAGUCUUAUGUUUGGCAUUAGCAACUGCAUAUUUAGAACUAAUAAUGUUUAAAACGUUUAAAGAGGAGUGCGAAAUAUGUUAUGAAAAAUCUAAAAAAGCUUUAAAAAAAGAAGUUGACGAUGAUGAACAGAAAAGUAAUGAAAUCUUGAAAAAAGUUAAAGGAUGGGUAAACAAAUGGGUUAAUGAAUGA
Racocetra fulgida is the source of this 1917-nucleotide messenger RNA. The record is from the annotation of a GenBank genome assembly. NCBI's taxonomy places the organism in Eukaryota, Fungi, Glomeromycota, Glomeromycetes, Diversisporales, Gigasporaceae.